CACACUGAAUGCAUGGAGAAUAACAGGAACGUGACUGAGUUCAUUUUAAUUGGUCUCACACAGAACCCAGGAGUGCAGAAAGCAGUGUUUGUGGUCUUUCUGAUUCUGUACAUGGUAACACUCACUGUCAACCUGCUUAUUGUGGUGGCCAUUGUCAUCAGCCAGACUCUGAGCACACCCAUGUAUUUCUUCCUCAGUCACCUUUCCUUGAUAGACACAAUUUAUUCCUCUUCCUCAGCUCCAAAGCUGAUUGUAGACUCCUUGCAUGAGAAGAAAGUCAUCUCCUUUAAUGGGUGCAUGGCUCAGGUGUAUACAGAACACAUUUUUGGUGCUACUGAGAUCAUCCUGCUGAUGGCGAUGGCCUAUGACCGCUAUGUGGCCAUCUGUAAACCUCUGCACUACGUGAGCAUCAUGAGUCGCAAGGUGUGCAUUCUCCUUGUGGGGGUGGCCUGGGCUGGAGGAUUUCUGCAUGCUACUGUUCAGAUUCUCUUUACUGUGUGGCUUCCCUUCUGUGGCCCAAAUAUCAUAGACCACUUUAUGUGUGACUUAUACCCUUUGUUGAAACUCGUCUGCAUGGACACUCACACUGUUGGUCUGUUUGUUGCUGCCAACAGUGGGUUCAUCUGCCUGUUGGUCUUCAUCCUCCUGAUGGUGUUCUAUGUGAUCAUCUUGUGUUCCCUAAGAAACUAUAGCUUAGAUGGGAGGAAGAAAGCCCUCUCCACCUGUGUAUCCCAUAUUACAGUGGUUGUUAUAUCCUUCAUGCCUUGCACAUUUGUGUAUCUGCGCCCAAUGACCACUUUACCAAUUGAUAAAGCUGUUGCUGUUUUUUAUACCAUGGUGACACCUAUGUUAAACCCUUUAAUAUACACUCUCAGAAAUGCUGAGGUAAAGAAUGCAUUAUGGAAACUCUGGAGGAGAAAAGUGACUUCAGAUAGGAGAUGA
Cavia porcellus (domestic guinea pig) is the source of this 942-nucleotide messenger RNA. Its product is annotated as olfactory receptor 4C12-like. The record is from RefSeq and is a predicted model, not a curated record. The coding region runs from base 13 to 942 and encodes 309 amino acids. NCBI's taxonomy places the organism in Eukaryota, Metazoa, Chordata, Mammalia, Rodentia, Caviidae. Gene Ontology annotation, molecular function: olfactory receptor activity; G protein-coupled receptor activity. Gene Ontology annotation, biological process: G protein-coupled receptor signaling pathway. The transcript has a single exon. Gene Ontology annotation, cellular component: plasma membrane.